CAUCAAUUAACAAUUCAGCAUCAACUACUGAUUUCGUAUCAACUGUCAAUUCUGCAUCAACUGCUGAUUUUGUAUUAACUAAUAAUUCUACACUAACUACAUCAACUCCUGAUAAUCGACAAGUAUCUAAAAAAACUAUUGAUUUGCUAAAAGAAAUUGAAACAAUUUGUAAUAGAGCAGGUCAUGUUCAAACUAAUAAUGACUUAGCACUUUUUGUAAAUCAACUAAACAACAAAUAUCCUUUAUCUCAAAAUGAUAUUGAUGACCCUGCAGCUAUAGCAACCAAAGGAAGACCAAGUGGUACUAAACGUCAAAAAACUGGUGCUGAACAUGCUAUUAAGAAAGUAUACAUGUGUGGUUUUUGUGGUGGUGCCGGUCAUAACACAAGAAAAUGCCCGCAAAAAUAA
Messenger RNA from Racocetra persica, 407 nucleotides. The record is from the annotation of a GenBank genome assembly. Lineage: Eukaryota; Fungi; Glomeromycota; Glomeromycetes; Diversisporales; Gigasporaceae.